GGCCCGGCCAUGCUCGGCCUGGACGUGUGCGAGGCGGGCGGGCAGCUGCUGGAGCUGCUGUGGCUGACGCUGUGCUACCGAGACAUCAUGGCUGACAAGGAGGGGGUGAUGCUGUCGCUGGAGGAGGAGGAGGAGGAUGCCGACGUGGCCCUGGCGUAUAAGACGCCGGAGAGGAAGAGCCUGCGGGAGAUCCAGGAGCUGGACCCGGGGGAUGAGAGCCUGCGGAAGUACAAGCAGGCACUGCUGGGCAACAUCCCUGUGGCUGUGGAUGCCAGCGUGCCCAACGUGCAGGUGACGAAGCUGACCCUGAUGUGUGAGCAGGCGCCGGGGCCCAUCACCAUGGACCUGACGGGUGAGUGCUGCCGGUCCUCCAUGGCAGAAGGGAGGAGGAGGAGGAGGACGGGUGCCAUGCUGACGGACCGUCUGCCCCCCACAGGAGACCUGGAAGUGCUGCAGAGCCGUCCCUUCGUGCUGAAGGAGGGGGUGGACUACAGGGUGAAGGUGUCCUUCAAGGUGAACAGGGAGAUCGUCUGUGGGCUGAAGUGCCUGCACCUGACGUACCGCCGCGGCCGGCCGGUGGACCGCGACGUCUUCAUGGUGGGCAGCUACGCACCGCGGGCCGAGGAGUACGAGGUGGUGACGCCGGCCGAGGAGGUGCCGCGGGGCCGGCUGGUGCGUGGCUCCUACCGCGUCCGCUCGCUGGUCACCGAUGAUGACAAGACGGAGCACCUCGCCUGGGAGUGGGGCCUGUGCAUAAGGAAGGGCUGGGAGGACUGAGACCCCCCCCCGGUCCCACCGUUGCGGGGAUCCCCCCGCCGCCCGGGGACCCCCUGCCGCCCGCGCCGCCCCACCGACGGGAAGGUGGAGGGGUCCCUUAGCAAAGCGGGCGCCCGCGGUCGUGGUCUUGGCAACCAAAGUUAUUUUUAAUCGCUGUUUUUUUUUGAUACCGACGCCCGACUCGUCCUCGCGGCACCUCCAUCGCCGUGCACUGCUGUGCGCUGAGCUGCGCCCGGCCGCAGGCUGUGCUCCUCCAUCGCCAUUAAACCCUACA
Centrocercus urophasianus (Greater sage-grouse) is the source of this 1051-nucleotide messenger RNA. RefSeq names its product Rho GDP dissociation inhibitor gamma (gene ARHGDIG). The transcript has 5 exons. Gene Ontology annotation, cellular component: membrane; cytoplasm; cytosol. Gene Ontology annotation, molecular function: Rho GDP-dissociation inhibitor activity; protein binding. Gene Ontology annotation, biological process: Rho protein signal transduction. The record is from RefSeq and is a predicted model, not a curated record. Lineage: Eukaryota; Metazoa; Chordata; Aves; Galliformes; Phasianidae. Bases 10 to 777 code for a protein of 255 amino acids.